UCUUGAUUUCGAUCCAAUCCAAACGUCAUUUGACUAUCGUGCGCUAAGGUUGCUUUGUUCGACGUACUAAAACUUGUCGUUGUAUCGUUGUUUCUGGAACUUUGAGUAACUAAUUUGUGUUAGUGCAAGUGAAUAUUAGAAAGGAUUAAAAAUGGUGAAAGAGACAACGUAUUAUGAUAUUUUGGGGGUAAAACCUAACUGCACUACAGAUGAACUCAAGAAAGCAUAUAGAAAGUUAGCUUUGAAAUACCAUCCUGACAAGAACCCCAAUGAAGGUGAACGCUUCAAGCAGAUCUCACAGGCCUAUGAAGUUCUUUCCAAUCCGGAUAAAAGGCGAAUUUACGAUCAAGGUGGAGAGCAAGCAUUAAAAGAAGGUGGUGGUGGAAGUGGAUUCUCUUCUCCAAUGGAUCUGUUUGACAUGUUCUUUGGCGGUGGCUUCAGUGGUGGCAGGCGACGUGGUAGAGAAAGGAAAGGAAAAGAUGUUAUACACCAGCUGUCUGUCACUUUAGAAGAAUUGUACCGUGGUGCAGUUAGGAAGCUGGCUUUACAGAAGAAUGUUAUUUGUGAGAAAUGUGAAGGCAGAGGUGGUAAAAAGGGUGCAGUCCAAACUUGCCCAACUUGCAGAGGCACCGGUAUGCAGGUACAAAUACAACAACUAGCACCCGGCAUGAUCCAACAAAUCCAAACUGUGUGCUCUGAUUGCCGUGGCAUGAGGGAAAUCAUUGAUCCUAAAGAUCGCUGCAAAGUCUGUCAGGGACGAAAAACUGUUCGAGAUCGUAAAAUUCUUGAAGUUCACGUUGACAAAGGUAUGACGGAUGGACAGAAGAUUGUCUUCAGUGGUGAAGGUGAUCAGGAACCAGACAUGGAGGCUGGAGAUCUUAUUAUAGUUUUAGAUGAGAAAGAACAUGAGUUAUUUAAACGUUCCGGAAACGAUCUGAUCCUACGCUUAAAUAUAGAACUAGUGGAAGCUCUGUGCGGCUUCCAGAAGGUUAUCCGAACUCUAGAUGAUAGAGACAUUGUGGUGACUGUGAUGCCCGGAGAGGUCAUCAAGCAUGGUGAAGUAAAGUGUGUGCUGAAUGAAGGUAUGCCUAUGUACAAAAAUCCAUUUGAGAAGGGACAACUGAUAAUUCAAUUCCUAGUUAAUUUCCCCAACACAAUUCCGCCUGAAGUCAUUCCCGCGUUAGAGAACUGCUUGCCGCCGAGACCAAGGAUUGAAAUCCCAGAAAUGGCGGAAGAGUGCCAGCUGAUUGAGCUGGAUCCGGAGCAAGAGAAUCGCAGACGACGCGCUCAUCACGCCGCUUACGAAGAAGACGACGAUCACCCCGGCAUGAACCGCGUGCAGUGCGCCACCGGAUAGGUGCAGCCACACCGCACUCCGCACCUCCGCACCGCAUGGACCUGACACAUGGUGCACUACCAUCAGCUCUUUUAUGCUCAGUAAGGGCUUGUUCAUCACAAAUGUAUUGUAAGACAAUAACUGUAAACUUCAGUGCAUUAUAUAGUCUCAAUACAAAUGAUAUUAACUGCUACAAGGUGUAUGAAAACAUCAUAUAUUGACCGAGUACAGUGCAUUAACAAGCAGGGAAGGUUGCUAUCUUGUGUAAUGGUAUGGAAUCAACACAGCACAGCACACUAAUUAAUUCAAUUCAAUUGUAAUUCAAUAAUAACUUCACGCGACUUUUUAGAGCUGAUAGUUGAGUUGUUAUAGCAUUUUGUUGUGACAACACGAUAACAUUCCGGUCAGUGUGGCUCAGUCUAAAAUGACACUUUAUUUUUGGGUAUAACCUACAUGUGACGUAAUCAUCUCAUAGUGAAGUAAUGUUGAUUAUGAAUUGAAAUAACUAAUUGCGCAUUGGUUGCUGACAGCUGUUUACUAACAAUACAUUUGAUGAACACAUCCUUACAAUAUAAAAGAGGAAACUAAUUCAGUAUUCAUAUCUCGCAAUCAAUAUAGAGAAGUGUUUUUCUUAUUUCUUUACAUUUUUUGUUG
Messenger RNA from Papilio machaon (common yellow swallowtail), 1990 nucleotides. RefSeq names its product dnaJ homolog subfamily A member 1 (gene Droj2). Gene Ontology annotation, molecular function: ATP binding; Hsp70 protein binding. Gene Ontology annotation, cellular component: cytoplasm; cytosol. Bases 152 to 1357 code for a protein of 401 amino acids. Gene Ontology annotation, biological process: protein refolding; response to heat. NCBI's taxonomy places the organism in Eukaryota, Metazoa, Arthropoda, Insecta, Lepidoptera, Papilionidae. The transcript is spliced from 8 exons. The record is from RefSeq and is a predicted model, not a curated record.